GAACAACAAGGAAGAAAUGAUACCGUGAACGUUGCGCUCGUUAAGUGGAACGCGCAUCUUGGGUAUGGUUAAACUGUAGCUAGUUCGCUAGUUAUUAGUCCACAAUACGCCUUUAAGGUUAACAACGUUAUGUGUUGUUUUUUCUUAUAUUCAUGCGGCGAAUAUGAAUUAUUGACAGUUGAAAGUUCUAUCGUUAAAUCUAAGACAAUUCAAUUCUUGCUCGAUUUUUAGUUUAUUGUUAAGCCUCAGUUCAAUACCAGUAUUGCAGCUGUCUUAAAUGAUGUAUUUACUGUGAAUAAAUUUGACAGAAGGGAAAGAUAAAUGCGAUUUUGUAGUAUUAAGUGAUGCAUAUCUAUAGAACAUCUAUAGUACAUUUUUUAUAAAGAAGGAGUAGAAGAAAGAAAGAUGUAUCGAUCCCAUAACCAUCUGAAUUUUAUUCGAAAUAUUACACGCCAAUAUCAUGCUGAUAAGUUAUGCAUAUUCCAGAUUGGAUUAAAUAAAAGACAUGCCAGUAUUUUAAUAAUACCCAAGCAUGACGUACAAUAUAAAAUACAUAAGUUUUUGUAUUCUCAGAAAAUCUUUACUGACAAAAAGAUAGGCACGAACGAGGAUGGCAGAUGGAUUGAUAUAGCAAAAUUUUCAUCUGAUGAUGCAAAGGCUAAAAAGAAUAAGUCUGAAAAAAAAUUAGCUGAAGAUGUUCAGCAAAAGAUAAUAGAAUUAAAUGAGGAGAAGCUGGGUAAAUUAAAAGAGAGAGUAUUAAACGUAGAACCAAUUGAUUCUAGCAAUGAUAAGGAAAAGGGAAGAGAAGCAACAAAAUUUGCUGAAAAACAAUCUGUAGAAUCCAAAGAAUUGUCAAAGGAUGAUGUUACAUCAAAAAAAGCGAAAAAGAAAAUCAGAGUAGAUAAAUCGACAUCUUCUUUGGAACGUAAUUUUAUUACUCCUGUGAGAGCAAUGUCAGAUUUUUUAUUAAAACCUUCUGAUUUGGAAUCUUUACCAAAAACAAAGAGACGUUCUCCUUAUGAGCUUGAACCACCUAUUACGGUCUACUGGAGGAAAGAUGUUGAGGCUAAAGCUUUGGAAGUUUGGGGAUCUCGAGAAGCUUUGCUAAAAGAACUUUUAAAAAAAGAAGUAGAACGAAAAAUUUAUCAACAAAAUGUUUUUACGGUCAAACGAAGAUUGAGAGAUUACAGACGGGAAAUUGGCAACAAGCCAGAGAUAAUUCAGAAGGAGGGUCUUUUUGGAAGAUCUGGCAAAGUAGUAUUGACUGCAAUAGGCAUAAAUGCUAGUAAUUUUUUGUGCAAAUUAAUUGCUUGGUUAUAUACUGGUUCUCAUAGUAUGUUUUCCGAGUGUAUACAUUCUGCAGCAGAUACUUGUAAUCAAUUAAUUCUAGCUUAUGGUAUUCAUAAAUCGGUGCAGAAUCCUGAUCCUGAUCACCCAUAUGGUUAUACAAACAUGAAGUAUGUUUCCUCAUUGAUAUCAGGUGUGGGAAUCUUUUGCGUUGGAACGGGUCUUUCCUUCUAUCACGGAAUUCACGGUCUUCUCUUUCCCGCGCCAUUGGAGUCUCUUUUUUGGGCUUACUUUGUCUUAGGUGGAUCCUUAUUAUCAGAAGGAGCGACCUUAAUGAUAGCAUUGCAUUCUAUCAAGAAGGGUGCAGAAGAAAGAAAAGAAAGCUUUAAGCAAUUCGUUUUGGAAGGACAGGAUCCAUCUGUGAAUGUUGUGCUCAUGGAAGAUUUUGCAGCUGUACUUGGAGUUAUUAUCGCAGCAGGAUGUAUGGGUUUAACUUCAUAUCUAGAAAAUCCAGUAUUCGACGCCUUUGGUUCGCUUCUGGUAGGCGGUUUGCUCGGUGGAGUAGCGUCCUUUAUAAUUUAUUCCAAUGUUGCUGCGCUUAUAGGAAGGAGUAUAUCACAGGAGCAUCUAGAUAAAAUUAAUGCCGAAUUAGAAGCAGAUAUAAUGGUCCGUGCGAUUCACGAUGUGAAAGGCAUCGAUAUGGGUAAUCAUUUGGUGCGAUACAAAGCCGAAUUAGAUUUCGAUGGACGAGAACUCACAAGGUCUUAUCUAGAUAAACAUGAUCUUAAUACAAUGCUAGAGGAAGUAAAAGCUAUGCAAAAUAUUGAGGAAUUAGAGGCAUUCUUAUUGAAACAUGGUGAAAAUAUUGUAGACAUGCUUGGUGGAGAAAUUGAUAGAAUAGAAUUAAAGUUAAAGAAAAAUCAUCCAGAAAUACGACAUUGUGAUUUAGAAAUUCUAUAAAAAUUUCCGUUGGCAUAGAAAAAAUUAAAUUAAAUUUAAAUUGUAAACUCUCUUUCUUCUCUCCACCUGUAUAUAGAUGUAACUUAUCAUUUAUAUUUUUCAAUCUUAGAUCUAAUUAUUUUAAUAUGGUAAUUAUUUAAACAAAUAGUACUACUCUAAAAUAGAAGCUAUUUCAUUUAGUAUCAGAGAAAAAUCACUUUUUGUAAAUGUUUUAUGUACAGCUAUGCUGCAAAAAUUACAUACAAUUCAAUAUAAUAAAUAUACAGAAAUUCCUUAUAAAUAUGAAAUUUUUGAAAUAUUUUGAUAUAUAUGUGUGUUCUAGGCUUGAAAAAUUAAAGUAAAA
Messenger RNA from Cataglyphis hispanica, 2590 nucleotides. RefSeq names its product zinc transporter 9 (gene ZnT49B). Gene Ontology annotation, biological process: zinc ion transport; transmembrane transport. The coding region runs from base 406 to 2247 and encodes 613 amino acids. NCBI's taxonomy places the organism in Eukaryota, Metazoa, Arthropoda, Insecta, Hymenoptera, Formicidae. The transcript has 11 exons. The record is from RefSeq and is a predicted model, not a curated record. Gene Ontology annotation, cellular component: membrane. Gene Ontology annotation, molecular function: monoatomic cation transmembrane transporter activity.